Messenger RNA from Drosophila albomicans, 3254 nucleotides. RefSeq names its product breast cancer anti-estrogen resistance protein 1 (gene p130CAS). Gene Ontology annotation, biological process: cell migration; cell surface receptor protein tyrosine kinase signaling pathway. The record is from RefSeq and is a predicted model, not a curated record. Gene Ontology annotation, molecular function: protein binding. Gene Ontology annotation, cellular component: plasma membrane; cytoplasm. The transcript has 4 exons. Bases 552 to 2972 code for a protein of 806 amino acids. Lineage: Eukaryota; Metazoa; Arthropoda; Insecta; Diptera; Drosophilidae.
GUGACUUGCUGCGGUGCGGAACGCGUUUUCAGUUUCGGCACGCACGUUUUGAGUUUCGUUUCACGUUGUUUUCUAGUGAGUUUAUUCACGCGAUUAGAAACGCUAUUGAAUCGCGCCGUGCGCUUUUGUACGAUAAGAAGCUUGCGAUAAAAAUCGCUUGAAGUCAGCGCUAAUGUUUGCCAUAUGAAAACGUUGCUGUUGUUAUUGUUAUUGGUGUGCGAUUGUGGUUCGGGCAUCUUUUGUUAAAGCUAUACGAAUUGCUUUGUUGUUUUUGCUGCGGUUAUUUUUUGCGUUUGGCGAAUUUCUGUGGCUCGCGGUCUAAACUUGAAUUUUAUAAGCUGAUUCCGCAAAAAAAACCCAAACAAGCAACGUCAAAACAAAAAAACAAGUAAAACCUCGAAAAAGUUAAUGAAAAAAGAGUCGAGAUACUUUAUCUAUAUUGUCCUGGAUUAAAUAUAUUUGAGUAUCUCGAUCAUGUGCUAAGCUCAGCUCCCAAACGCAACGUCGAGGGAUUAAUAAUCAUCAGUUAAUCCAUCCUCCAUAAUUUCAAGAUGCUGGACAAACAAAGCGCCAUCUCAGUCUCCGGCUCCUGUUGCAGCUCGAAUGCAACAAACGCAGACUUGGACUACGAUGUUCCCGUCUCCGUCUCAAGGCGAAUUCACAUUAAAUCGAAACUUUAUGCAAAGGCCAUUUAUGAUAAUUAUGCGGAUACACAAGACGAGCUGCCCUUCAAAAAGGGCGACAUUCUCACAGUCAUCGAACAGGACACCGAAGGCAUCGAGGGCUGGUGGCUUUGCUCACUGCGCAACCAACAGGGUCUUUGUCCGGGCAACCGGUUACGCAUCUUAAACUCUUACGAUUCGGGCUGCUUCUCGCCAUCGCCGGCGAGUUCACCGAUUCCAUCGCUGGCAGCGAGCACAGCGACAUUGAACAGUUCCAUCUGCUCGGCGGAGAUCUAUGAGAAUGGUUCCAUCAUCAGUGCGAGCACGGGAGCUGGUCACCACAACAAUGCCGACACAUCCUCCACAUCGUCGAGCCAGAGCAGCUCGAAUUCCUGUCAGGGCCGCGGGGCACGCAGAUCGUGGCAUGUAUCGCCCAACAAGGUCAUAACGCCACAGCGGCACGGGGAUGUGUACAUCUAUAACAGUUCACCCAGCUCCUUGACGGGCACACCGCGUUCACCUCACCCGCAAACGCAGCAAACGUUGCAGUCGCAACAGAUCUACAGCAACCAAAGCAUCUAUCAGAACCUCGGCAUGAUGGGCACUCCCACCAACGGCAGCGUAGCUGGCAACGAAUUCGAGACCUACGACAUACCCAAGCCAGCCACGCCCGUGCAACUCAACUACGACGGAUCCGCGCGAGUUGUGCGCACUCCCACCUCCGGCUCAGCGUUGGGUGCUCGCUUCGAUUCACUGAAGAGCGUCGCAGCCUCAAUGUCCAUCGAGGAGGAGUCCUACGAUGUGCCACGUCCCCUGCUGCAACAGCAACAACAACAACAGCAGCAGCAGCAUUCAACGCUAACGCCCAGCAGCUCGGCAUCGUCGCUGCUGACCAGCGACAGUCUCUCGCUGAGCUUCUCCAGCUCGAAUCGCAGCUCGCUGGCCAACAUGCCCGACUACGAUAUCCCGCGUCGCAAUCCGCUUCCAGUGCGUCCCCAUCCGCGUCCGCAUGCCAGCACCUAUGACUUCUCGUUGCCCCCACUCCUAGAACAGGAGCAACAGCAGCAACAACAACAACGUUCGCUGCCCAUGCCGGUGACGGCGACCAAAGAGCUGCCACUGGAGCUGAACUCGGCGCUGGAAACGCUAGCCAAACUUCAGUCACAGACGACGAUGGCCAUCACCCGACUGCUCAGCCAUGUGGUGCCACAUUGGCGCACACGGGCUCAACUCGAACCGAACAUAAUGGAACUGAAACUCGAUGCACUUCGUCUGCGCACCGCACUCCACGAUCUCGCGGAGUUUGGCGAGGGAGCGCUAGGAAAUGCUCAGCGAUCGGAGGAUCGCAAUCUAGCGCUGAAGCUGCGUCCUUUGGUCCGUGCUUUGCGCGAUGCCAACAAGCUGAUACACGACACCUCCGAGGCUCUGGAUGCGGCUCCGGGUGGCGGUUGGUCGGUGGAACAACUGGCGCGCAGUGAUGACAAGCAGGGUUGUCGACCGCCCGAUAGUCUCGACCAGUUGAUGGCCUGUGCCCAGACACUCACCGAGGAUGUGCGCUCCACCACCAGCUUUAUACAGGGCAAUGCUUCGCUGCUGUUCAAGCGUCAGCUGCCCUCAACGGAGCAACUGAGUCAGAAUGGCGGCGCCAGGGAUAGCAGCGGGAGUCGCAGCAGCGCCGAGUGGCUGGAGGAUUACGACUAUGUGGCCUUUGAGUCGAAGGAUGCGGCAGCCAAGAAGAAUCAGGCACUACGCGAUGCCAUUCCCGCUGGCAUGAAGACGCAGUUCGACAGCGCACUAAAAAUUGCCGAGACAAAUGCCGCCGCCACGACCAUGCCCACAACGCCCACGACGCCAAGUGUGACGUUGCCCUGCAAGUCGCCAGAGAUGACCGACAAGGAUAAGAAGCUGGUGCGCUACUAUGCCCAACAGAUCUCCACGCACAUGGGCAAUCUGCUGCAGGCCAUCGAUUCGUUCCUCGAGACGGUGGAGAAGAAUCAGCCGCCGAAGUAUUUCAUUGCCUAUGGCAAAUUUGUGGUGGUCAGUGCACACAAUCUGGUCACCAUUGGCGACAAUGUGCAUCGCAACAUUUCGAAGGAGGCGCUGCGCGAGAAGAUCCUGCACUGCACCAACGAUCUCUCCGAAGCCCUCAAGACCUGUGUGCUCAAGUCGAAGAAGGCGGCAGCGCAUUUUCCCAGCGGCACUGCUGUCCAGGAAAUGGUUGAUUCCGUGGUGAAUAUCAAUGUUCUGGCACGUGCCCUCAAAUCGGUGAUGCUACAGGCCGUGCAGCUCUCGGUCGGAGACGGAGCCUAAACACACUGAGCAUGAACACACACAGUAUUCGGAGUUUGGGCUUUUAAAGUCUUCCAGGCUGUUCCUUAACCGGUUAGCACGACGCUUCGUCUAUGCAAUAAUAAUUAUAAUGAUGAUUUUCCAUCGGCAUUUAUAUCCACAUCUAUACAUUUGGCAUAUCUUCCGUAACGAUCCGCCUCGAUCUGCGGCUAUAUUUAUAUAAUUUGCAUUGUGAUAUUUUUGAGCAAACAUCAGAAAAUGCACACGGCUUCAGCUCCCAUUAUUACCCAGGAUCGUGGAAAG